AUGACAAACAUUGAAGAACAUCUUAAAAGCCAUGAUAUCACUUUGUUAGAAUAUAAAUGUGGGGCGUGCCACAAACCUUGGCGUAGCUGGCGUGCAGCAAUAGCACAUUAUAGUAGAUCUAACUGUCGACAUUCUACUUCUGCCACACCAACAUUUCUUACCGCAGAUCCUCCAUCAUCAACAAAUGUCAUCGAUCAAUCAACAACAACCAUCGAACAGCUACAAAACACAACCACAAACUCAGCUGUUAACGAGGAAUCUGAGGCUGAGGAACAAAUUCAAACAAUAGGUAAUCAAUCGUCAGACGAAACGACACAACAAUUAGGAAAUGACGGUAACGCUCAUUCACCAUCUGUCAUUCCAAAAACACAAAAGAUCGCUGACGUACAAAAUGUUGAUAUACCUGCUAAUGAUGGAAAACAAAGUGAUGAUGAACAGAUUAAUGGAGAUCAUGGUAUCAUCAGUAAUACCAGAAAAGAAAAUAAUGUGGAAAUGAAGGAGACAGACGAGAAAUACUACUGUGAAUUCUGUGCGUCUGGCGGAUUUAAUAAAAAGGCGGGCCUUUCACAGCAUAAGAGACAUAUGCAUCCCAACGAAUAUAAUGCCACCAUUGAAGUUCCGAUGAAAAAGCGAUUGUGGACUCGUGAUGAUAUAUUGAUAUUAGCAGAGCUUGAAGCUAAUCUCACCUCCUCAGAGGCAGGAAAUCCAAAUUCAGCUCUUGCGUUGAAAUUACCAUCGAGAUCACGAGAAGCCAUAAAGAAACGUCGACAAACGACAGAGUACAAAACGCUGCUACAACAGGUACGUGAAAGUAAAGCAGCAAUAACCAUUGAAGAGUCUGAUGAUUCCGAAAAAUCAAUAAUUGUAAAUUCACUUACUAUCGCGAAUGAUAGUAUAAAUAAUAAUGUAAAUAAUUCCGGUAAUCACAACUCUAAUGAUAGAUCUCAAGGUACUCAAGUAGGAACUAACAACGAAUCUUAUCCCGAUAUUCGUCAAUAUACAAAAACCAAUAUCAUGAAGGGAAGAAUUCGAUUAUGCCAAACAAUGUGUGACGCUAUGACGCAUUAUGUCAAUGACGUGCCAAACUCUGAUCCAGUCAAUGAGUCACUGAAUGGAAUACAUCAAGCGAUAAAUAGUGUUCAAUCGUCUCAAUCACGCAAGGACGAUAAACAAACAAUUGGGAGCAAACUACGGAGCGCAAAAUCAAUUGCAAAAGCUCAGAAAUAUGCGCAUUACCAAUGUUUGUUCAAAAAGGACAAAUCGAAGCUAGCGUCUGAGAUCUUCGAUGGUGUUGACAAUUCUGCAGUUAAGCCACCAAUGUCCGUUGCUUACGAACACUAUAAAAAGAUCUGGACCAUCGAUACCAAAGAUGCUGAAAUUACUGGACGUAAAGCCUCGGUAGGAACAGACGUACUCCUUGCACCAAUAACUCGUGAGGAAAUCGCCUGGGCUAUAGAUCAAACAAAUACUAAAACAGCUCUUGGACCAGAUCGAUUGCCACUUGUUACAAUUAAAGCUAUAGCGAAAAACGAAUUAUGGUGUGCCUUCAACAUCUGGCUUGGUUACAGGCGAAUACCCGAUUCGCUUAAAAUCAACCGGACUGUUCUUCUACCGAAGGGAAAGGACAAUCUAGAUAAUAUCAAAAACUGGCGUCCGAUCACCAUAGCAUCGCUGUUACUUCGAUUAUAUAACAAGAUUCUAGCGCGUCGUAUGCAGAAUGUAUUUCGCACCAAUUCAAAGCAAAAAGGUUUUAAACCAUUGAAUGGUGUUGGUCAGAAUGUAGCUCUCCUUCACAAUCUAUUAAGACAUGCACGUACCAACAAGAAUAAUCUUUUUGUGUGUCUACUAGAUGUGAGCAAGGCCUUUGAUUCGGUACCUCAUGAAUCAAUCAAACGUGCGUUACUGAGAAACGGUUGUCCACUCGAAUUCAUUGAUCUAUUUAAUAAUCAAUAUGAGAACUCGUAUACAGCACUAUCGUAUGCGGAUAGAAGUUCACGCUUAAUAGCAUUAAGAAGAGGGGUAAAGCAAGGCGAUCCUAUGUCAUCAAUCCUAUUUAAUCUCGUCAUUGAUGAACUCUUCGAGAUUUUAGGAGAUCGCUUUGGAUACGAACUCGAUGGAGUUGGCAGUGUCAAUGCUCGUGCAUUUGCUGACGACAUCGCAUUAAUGUCUGGAUCUGAACUGGGUAUGCAAAAACUUCUUUCGGAAACGGAAGCGUUCUUGGGUGCUCGAGGUCUAGUACUUAAUGCAGAUAAAUGUAUAUCGAUCUGUCUUCGAAAAGCAGGAAAGGUCAAAAAGUCACAAAUCGCAGACUCAUCCGUAAAGAAUCCACCACAAUUUACGGUUAAGAAUCAACCUAUCCAAUUGCUUGGAGUCGAUAAAUCAUGUCGUUAUUUAGGAGUUCAAUUUUCACCUCUAGGAGCAGUUGAUCCAAGAGUAACAGUGUCUGCAAUCAAAUCAGCAUUGUCAUCACUCUCUAAGGCACCGUUGAAGCCACAACAGAAAGUGGUGAUGCUUCGGACGUAUCUCAUUCCUCGUUUUAUUUUUGCUUUUACGCAUACGGAAUGCUACCCGAAGCUAAUGGGACAACAAGAUCGUCUCAUUAGACGUUGGCUGAAAGAGACACUUAAACUGCCUCCAUCAGUAUGUAGUGACUUCUUUUAUCUUCCAGUUAAAGAAGGAGGCUUGGGUAUUGGGAAACUAUAUGACAUAAUAGGAAUUGCUAAGGUGCGUCUUCAUAGCUCUUUCCAUCGAGCCAAUGAUAUGUGUUUGCAGUUUCUUGUUGACACACAGGGAUCUGCUAUGCAUUCUCGUUGGUGCAACGCAAUGAAGCUUAGCGACCGCCCAUCAGCCGCUGACAUCAAUCAAAGAAAUGUUCUCUCAAUCAAUGAAAGUCGAAUACGACUAGCGGAAACAGUGCACGGCAGUGGUAGUACAGUGUUUCGUGAAAGUCCAAUAACCAAUCAAUGGCUAUCUGGGUACACACGUAUAAUGAAAGGUCGUACGUACAUCAAAGCAAUACAGAUGCGUACGAAUACAACACCAACUAGAGUAUCCACGACUCGAGGUCAAAACACUAACAAAGCUUGUCGCCGCUGCGGUCUUGCAGAUGAAACUUUAAUUCAUAUUCUACAGACAUGUCCCCUCACGCAGGGUAUGAGAUGUCGAAGACAUAAUAAUGUUUGUCGAAAGGUAUCAGAUAAAUUACGUUCGAAAGGAUUCCAGGUAUACUCAGAGCAGGGAUUACCGUCACCAGGUUUACAGACAAAUAUCUCGCGUCCGGAUAUUAUUGCAGUACAAGGUGAAAAAGCUCUAGUAUUAGAUAUAACGUGCGUCUAUGAAUCCAAUUCAAACAGUUUUCCAGAUGCAUACCGCCGGAAGGUAAAUCGUUAUAGUCCCCUGGAAGAAACUGUCAAGCAGAAAUUCCAAGUACGAAAGGUUGAGUUUCAAGGAUUAGUAAUUGGAAGUCGUGGUGCAUACGAUCCGAAGCACCUUGCAAUCUGGCAUUCUAUGGGGUUUUCAGGUACGGAACUGGGUAUGCUAGCGAUUGGGGUAAUUGAGGAUUCUCUGAGGACGAUUACUUUGUUCAACAAUGCCAAUCGCUUACGUAUUUGA
This is a messenger RNA of Adineta steineri, 3612 nucleotides long. The record is from the annotation of a GenBank genome assembly. NCBI's taxonomy places the organism in Eukaryota, Metazoa, Rotifera, Eurotatoria, Adinetida, Adinetidae.